AUGAAUGCCGAGAGUUGCGUUUCGUUUUGCGACCCAGCUGCUGCCAUGGAUUCCUUCUACAACACCGCCUCGCAGGGCAGCGCCGACGGCUCUUCGCCUUUUAGGGCAUUUCCAGGCGGCAGCGACAAAUUCAGCCCCGCUUUCCUGGCCAGCAAAGGGCAAAGCUUUGGCGACAGCAGCAGCGGCGGCAGCAGCAGCAGCAGUAGCCCGAAGUGCCGGAGCCGCUACAGCCAGCCGGAUUGUCAAUCCCUGGACGGCAGCGGCGCCGGGCAGCAGGCUCCGUCGGCAGCCUCCUUUAGCAAGUACCAUCCGCAGCCGCCGCCACUCUACGCGCAACGAGGCUCUUGCAAAAGCCCUCCCGGCGGCAGCCUCAAGCUCCAGGACCCCAGCGGCCACAACGGAGCCCUGCAGCUCUCCUGCUACGCUAAAGAGAGUUCCUUGGGAGAGACUGAGCUGCAACCAGGUUCGGAUCCUGCUGGAAUGGAUGGCACGUACCUCAGUGUGAAAGAGAGUGGAGUGAAAGUAUCCCAAGAGAGGGCGAGCAACGAUCUUCCCAGCCCGAUGGACAAGACUGACUCAGAGAGCAACAAGGGCAAGAAGAGGCGGAACCGCACCACCUUCACCAGCUAUCAGCUGGAAGAGCUGGAGAAAGUCUUUCAGAAGACCCACUACCCAGAUGUCUAUGCCAGAGAGCAGUUAGCCAUGAGGACAGACCUUACUGAGGCCCGGGUACAGGUUUGGUUUCAGAACCGACGGGCAAAAUGGAGGAAACGAGAGCGGUUUGGUCAAAUGCAGCAGGUUCGCACACACUUCUCCACAGCCUAUGAGCUGCCCUUGCUAACCCGAGCAGAAAAUUAUGCCCAGAUCCAGAAUCCAUCCUGGAUUGGCAACAAUGGUGCUGCCUCCCCUGUGCCUGCCUGCGUAGUACCCUGUGACUCGGUGCCUUCCUGCAUGUCUCCCCACGCUCAUCCCCAUGCAACUGGAGGAGUCUCUGAAUUCCUGAGUGUCUCUGCUCCCGGCAGCCACGUGGGACAGACUCACAUGGGCAGCCUCUUUGGCAGUGCUGGCAUCAGCCCUGGCAUCAAUGGUUAUGAGCUGAACGGUGAGCCUGACCGCAAGUCUUCCAGCAUUGCAGCCCUGAGGAUGAAAGCAAAGGAGCACAGUGCUGCCAUAUCAUGGGCAACAUGACAGGGCUGUAGCCAAUGCCCUCAAGACACUGGCAGAGCAAACAGGGACAACCAAACGAAUCUAUCCACUCUUGGACUCAAGACAGCCAAUGCCUUCCUCAGAGAUCUGAGUGCAGCACUUUUAGCUACCCUAGGUAUACUAGCAUUGUGUAUAUUGCCAUAUUUGGAGUGUUUUAAGCAUGCGGGGGGGGGGCAGGCUGUGAGCACCUGAGAAUGGGUGUGUGAAAGGAAAGAGUGGGUGUUUCAGGUACGUAAAACACAAUUGCAUUUUCUGUGCACAUGGCAUGUUUCUCUUCUACUGUUAUUUUCCUGGAUGCCAGUCAAAAAGGGCACUUGGGGUCUCCUACACUAUUCCCUCCA
Molecule: messenger RNA, 1547 nt
Organism: Hemicordylus capensis (graceful crag lizard)
Lineage: Eukaryota; Metazoa; Chordata; Lepidosauria; Squamata; Cordylidae
Gene: ALX4
Product: ALX homeobox 4
Exons: 4
Coding region: 1-1188 (395 amino acids)
Biological process (GO): regulation of transcription by RNA polymerase II
Molecular function (GO): RNA polymerase II transcription regulatory region sequence-specific DNA binding; DNA-binding transcription activator activity, RNA polymerase II-specific
Source: RefSeq, a predicted model, not a curated record